Molecule: messenger RNA, 1854 nt
Organism: Mesorhabditis belari
Lineage: Eukaryota; Metazoa; Nematoda; Chromadorea; Rhabditida; Rhabditidae
Source: the annotation of a GenBank genome assembly
AUGGCCGGAAUCGUGCGCCAAUCGAAAUUUCGACACGUUUACUGCAAACCAGUAAAACACGAGCAUUGCAUGAGCGAUAUAAAGGUAACCGAAAUCACUUGGGAUUCUCUAUUUUGUGCUGUUAACCCAAAAUUUAUCGCUUUUAUUCAUAAAGGAUCCGGUGGAGGACCAUUUCUUGUCAUUCCCGUGAACAAGAUCGGAAGAAUCGACAAAGAUCAUCCAUUCGUUGAUGCACAUAAAGCACCAUGUCUAGAGAUUGCUUGGUCUCCAUUCAAUGACAAUGUAAUCGCAUCUUGCUCAGAGGACACGACAGCUAAAGUAUGGUUGAUUCCGGAAGGAGGUCUAAGAAGAAAUAUCACUGAUCCAGUGGUGGAACUCGUCGGACACCAAAAGAGAGUGAACACGAUCGCCUGGCAUCCCGUUGCAAAUAAUCUUCUUCUCACCGCUGGUGGUGAAAAUGUGAUGUACAUGUGGAAUGUGGGCACUGGUGAAGCAUUGCUGGAGAUCGCUGGUCAUCCUGAUCAAAUCUGGUCGAUUGCUUUCAACUACGAUGGAAGCCAGUUUAUCACGUGUUGCAAGGACAAGAAACUUCGAAUCUUCAAUGCGCACAAUGGUGAAAUGGUACAAGAAGGAAUGGGACAUGAAGGAGUGAAGCCACAAAGAGCCAUUUUCAUGAGAGAUGGCAGAGUGGUGACUACGGGAUUCACGAAAAGAUCCGAAAGACUUUAUGCUCUUCGUACACAGGAAAACCUUUCUACCCCAAUCAUACAAGAAGAGCUUGACACAUCAAACGGAGUUCUUUUUCCGUUUUACGAUGAAGACACUGGAUUGGUGUACCUUGUCGGAAAGGGUGAUUGUGCUAUUCGUUAUUAUGAAGUGAACGAUGAUCCACCAUUUAUGCAUUACAUCAACACGUACACCACCAGUGAACCGCAAAGAGCUGCCGGUUUUCAAAGUAAACGAGGCAUUUCCUCGGAGGAGAAUGAAUUGCACAGGAUCUACAAAUUGACUACCAAAGGUGUUGUGGACAUUCUUCAAUUCUUUUGCCCCAGGAAAUCAGAUCUUUUUCAACAUGAUCUCUACCCGGACACUCGUUCUUUAGCACCAGCUUUAAGCGCUGAAGAAUUUAUGGAUGGUAAAGACGCGGAACCGUGCCGUCAGCCGGUGAACGCGGCCGCUGCCGCAGCUGCUUCGAAACCGAAAGUUCAAGUGGUGAAAAAGGCCAACAUCCUCAAUUCACUCGUUCCCACACAGGCUGCUGAACCGCCUCCACAAUCAUACAAGGAGCAAACGUCACCACAGCCGGCCAAAACAACGCCAUCACCGAGACCCGCUUCACAAAAGAAAUUGGUAGUGGACGAUGAUAUGGGAAUCGUGACAGCCUCAUCUUCGCCGUCUCCUCGGCGUCCAGCUUCUUCCGUAGAGCCGCCAAAAGAAGAAGUUAAUCCAAUGGUGCCGAAAAGUCAAGUGAAAUUGAGAUCGAGAGCUGAGCACGAUGAUGGUGGAGCCCCAUCAGCUGGACAGAGGAGGGCCGCCGCUGAAUUGGAGAGGAUUCGUCGUGAUCAAGCUCGAUUGCCGGAUGACGACGACCGGGCAGCCGCUGCAGCUUCUAGAGCGUCAACACGAGCCUCGGAUCGUCCCACUUCGCAAGCAUCUUCGCGAACCAGCCGAGUUCUUGGUGUCGAUAUGCCCUCCGAUGCACCCGUUAUGCUAAGUGAUUCCGGUCCCGGCUCAAUGGAGGAACUCGUGAGUGAUCUGCAGAAGAUGAAGAUGAUCCUUCGUCAACACGAGCGCCGCAUUCGCCUCCUCGAGGAUCAACUGGCCGAUAUGGCUAUGGCUUACACGCAUAACUUU